Molecule: messenger RNA, 5756 nt
Organism: Planococcus citri (citrus mealybug)
Lineage: Eukaryota; Metazoa; Arthropoda; Insecta; Hemiptera; Pseudococcidae
Exons: 4
Coding region: 113-973 (286 amino acids)
Source: RefSeq, a predicted model, not a curated record
ACUCAUCUUACAGUAACAUGACGAUAAUUUCCUGAAACAUUCAGCACAACACUAUACACCUUACUUCAAGACCAAUUUCCAAUUCUAAAGCAACAACGUUUUUGCUAAUAAAAUGGAUUCUCUUCGAUUUAGUCUGCUAAGUUUUGUUUUCAUGCUUUGCAUUAACUGCGCCAUUAUGAGAGCUUUUUCCUCCAAAGAUAAGAACUCUGUGAAUGCUCUUCUUGCUGAAAUGGGGUACGACAUACGUCCUCAAACUCUUGGCGACUGGCAAGAAGUCUUCGGACGAGUAGCAGAGAAAUAUUUCAACAUUAUCUCACAUAAGGAAGAAAUUACCCUGGAAUUAGAAUUUUCGGAAUUUCUGCAAUAUGUACGAUUGAGAGCGGAAGAAACUGUAAAUGCUUUUGUUAAUCAUGAAGGCGUAAAUGUUCAAAAUGACCAAACGUACAAAUCGCAAAUUCAAAAAGUGUUCCCAAAGGAAACAGAUCCUCCAGAAUUAGGUGGAGGAAUCCAUUUUAGAAAGUGGAUUUUGUUAUUGCACCUUGGCGAUGAAGAAGUUUCACCAUCACUUCAUAAACUUCGACGCUUGUUGCAUGAAAACAGAGUGAAGUAUCGUAAAUAUGCAAUGGGAAUGGAACGAAUUUAUGGGAUUUUCUCGAUUCCACACCAUUCGAAUAUUUUGAAACCUCGAUAUUUCAAUGCAUCUGAUCCUCAGAAGUAUUUGAAACUGUUGAAUCCAGAAUGUAAAUUCGCAGUAAGCAAUUUUCUCAUGAGUGAAAGUGAAACGGAAGAAGAAACCAAGAAGCAAGAAGAGAAGAAGAAGGAAGAAAAAAAAGAGAAAAAAGAAAAUCGUUUGGAUAAAUAUUCCACUCCUCCAAGUUUUAAUGACUCUUAUGUUUCAGAAGACUGUUCUUCGGAAUACUCGUACAAGUCUUCAGAAUACAAAUCUGAAUAUGAUUCUGAAGAAUCUUAUUAACCACAUGAUGGUACACCAGAUCAACCACAAGGCGGUAUAAGUGGUUGCUUCGAGUACUAGGGUUUUGAAGCGCGUUGGAACUUGAGAAAUCGUCAGACUUCUUCAAAAAUUUAGAACAUUUCCCAAAAGUGUUGCAUCAUUGCUCAAUUCAAGCGCAUGCUACAAUGUUUCACGCUUUUUGAGGGGAAAAACCUAACGCUAAUGAACCUGUUAUAUGAAAAAUACUGCAAGUAUUUAUUUGAGAUUUUUUUUCAAGUGCCUCCAACACAAAACCUGACAAACUUUUUUUGUAAUUAGAAAAAGUCAUCGCGCAUUUCAAGAAUUGCAUACAAUUCUUCCAUCGUUCAUAUUAUCAGUCUUUUUUAGUGUGCGUAGCACACUAUUGGUUUCGCUUUGAGAAAUGAAAUUUCAUUAUACAUGAAUGUUCUCUUAAACUAUCCAACCGUUUUUUGUACCUAUUGGACACCAUUUGAGAAUCAUUAAGGCGGAGGGAAUAGAUUAUUUUUCAUUCAAUUCGGAUGGGUAAUUGCUGAGUAAUUGCAAUUUUAGUUCAUUAUUUUAAUGCAUUAAAUCCUAAAAAAGGGAAAAGGGUACUUGCAAAACACCUGCCGCUCAUUGUACCCUGCUAUACCCCCAGUCAAUUCCAUCUCCGCUUUUCAAAUCAGCUGUCUCAUUGUACCCUGUUACACCCCUCAUCUGUUAGCUGUAUGUUCCAAGUGGGAGUGGUUUGGUGGGGCGUUUACCCAACAAAUAUAUUCUUUUAAUGCCCUAACCCACCAUAUGAACUCGUAGUCGAAUGGAUAGGGCAUGUAGGUAGGAAUAGGAAUUGUAGGGUCCCAGGUUCGAAUCCCCAUCAGGUAGGUAGGUAUAGGUGACGGAUUUUUCGUUGGAAAUAUUGGAUAGGUAAAUGCUGUGGAGUGAGUACAUGAUGCUGGUGCAAAAAAAACGAAUUUUGAACCCUGUAGCCCCCUCAUUUUGAUUUAUAAAAACAAAGUUAUGAAAUAUGAUGAUAUCAUUUUGCUAAAUGAAUUUUCAUUUCACUUAUUCAAAUACUUUUUACUAUACCUAUAGCGCCGUAAGUACAGUAAAAAUUACCUUGAGAUGAGUAAUUUUUACUUUUUAUGAUAUAAAAAUUACUUUAAAAUGAGUAAUUUUUACACAACUUGGUUAAUGUAAUUUUUAUUAUCAUGCUUUAGUAAAAAUUACACUAGGCAACGGCAUAUUUGUUUUCGGGUCGAAAAUGGGCUUAAUCGAUAGUUUAGACCCUAAAACAAAAAACAGAGUGAGGUUUUUCAAUUUGAGUUGUUUUUGUAGUCAGGAGAGAUGAUCAAAGUUGCAAAAAUGGCCGUUUUUGCCCUAUUUCACGAGUCUGUGGCGACAUCAGUAUCAUGUUUCAAAAAAAAACAAGGUCAUAUUCGGAUUCUACGCACUUUUUUAAGUAAACAUCUUUACCGGAUUUUUGAUUUUCGAACAUUCAAGCGCAUACGGAAGAUUUUCGUUUGUAACACGAAAUUUUUACUGCACGAGAACCUCGCCCGCGCGAACACGGUUCCGCGCCACGAUUACAUCGUGGAGUAACGCCAGCGUCGCGCGCUCCGAGUUUUAAAAUAUGUUACAAACAAAAAUCUUCCGUAUGCGCUUGAAUGUUCGAAAAUCAAAAAUCCGGUAAAGAUAUUUACUUAAAAAAGUGCGUAGAAUCCGAAUAUGACCUUGGUUUUUUUCAAAACAUGAUACUGAUGUCGCCACAGACUCGUGAAAUAGGGCAAAAACGGUCAUUUUUGCAACUUUGAUCAUCUCUCCUGACCACAAAAACAACUCAAAUUGAAAAACCCCACUCUGUUUUUUGUUUUAGGGUCUAAACUAUCGAUUAAGCCCAUUUUCAACCUGAAAACAAAAAAAAGGUCAAAAAUUGUUGCCUAGUGUUAUUAAAACAAAAUGAUUUUUACUAAUGUUAUAGCAAAAUUUAUUAAAAUGAUGAUUUUUACUAUAAGAUUACAGUAAAAAUUAUUAUUGUAACUGAACAGUUGAAAAUUGCUGAUUUUCAAAACAAAUUUUAUCAUACUUAUAUUAUGUAUUUUUGUAUGGGAUCUGGUUAUUGUGCUAAAUAUGUAGUGAACAUUUUUUGUAAAAAUUACCCAUAUUUUUUUCGUGUUAUUUUGAUUAAAACAAAAUGAUUUAAACAAAAUGAUUUUUACUAAUGUUAUAGCAAAAUUUAUUAAAAUGAUGAUUUUUACUAUAAGAUUACAGUAAAAAUUAUUAUUGUAACUGAACAGUUGAAAAUUGCUGAUUUUCAAAACAGAUUUUAUCAUACUAAUAUUAUGUAUUUUUGUAUGGGAUCUGGUUAUCGUGCUAAAUAUGUAGUCAACAUUUUUUGUAAAAAUUACCCAUAUUUUUUUCGUGUUAUUUAGAGGCAAUGCGAAUUCUUAACAUAUUUUAUAUGAUUUAAUAAUUUUAGAAUCAAAGGCAAAUUCUGAAAAUUGGUUUGAAAUUUUAUAAAUUUGAAGACAAUGGAAAUUCUAAAAAAAAUAUGAAAAUUUGUCAUUUAGAGACACUGAGAAUUCCAAAAAUUGAUUAAAAGUUCUGUAAAUUGUAGAUAAUGUGAACUUGAAAAUGAUAUGAAUAACACUAGGCAACAAUUUUUGACCUUUUUUUUGUUUUCAGGUUGAAAAUGGGCUUAAUCGAUAGUUUAGACCCUAAAACAAAAAACAGAGUGGGGUUUUUCAAUUUGAGUUGUUUUUGUGGUCAGGAGAGAUGAUCAAAGUUGCAAAAAUGACCGUUUUUGCCCUAUUUCACGAGUCUGUGGCGACAUCAGUAUCAUGUUUUGAAAAAAACCAAGGUCAUAUUCGGAUUCUACGCACUUUUUUAAGUAAAUAUCUUUACCGGAUUUUUGAUUUUCGAACAUUCAAGCGCAUACGGAAGAUUUUUGUUUGUAACAUAUUUUAAAACUCGGAGCGCGCGACGCUGGCGUUACUCCACGAUGUAAUCGUGGCGCGGAACCGUGUUCGCGCGGGCGAGGUUCUCGUGCAGUAAAAAUUUCGUGUUACAAACGAAAAUCUUCCGUAUGCGCUUGAAUGUUCGAAAAUCAAAAAUCCGGUAAAGAUGUUUACUUAAAAAAGUGCGUAGAAUCCGAAUAUGACCUUGUUUUUUUUUGAAACAUGAUACUGAUGUCGCCACAGACUCGUGAAAUAGGGCAAAAACGGCCAUUUUUGCAACUUUGAUCAUCUCUCCUGACUACAAAAACAACUCAAAUUGAAAAACCUCACUCUGUUUUUUGUUUUAGGGUCUAAACUAUCGAUUAAGCCCAUUUUCGACCCGAAAACAAAUAUGCCGUUGCCUAGUGUAAUUGAAGAGCUCUAUUCCAAAGUGGGUUAAGUCAUUUUUUCCUCCAAAAAAUGCGUUUAAAGUUUUUGAUACUGAAAUUUGUUUUGUUUCCAAAGGUCGGUGCACCUUUCCUUUCUUUGGACAUAGAACAAUCACUUGUAGAAAAAUUUACUUUGAAAAAUCCAUCCCACUUUGGAAUAGAGCUCUUCAAUUAUUGUAUGUAAUAUAUAUGAAGAUAAUGAGAAUUCUGAAAAAUUAGAGGCAUGCACUACUUAGCUAUGUAAUAGCGGUUAUAGCUGUAGAAAAGGCAGCUAGCUACGCACACUUCGCAGCUAAGCUUUGCUUAGCUGUCUAGUUUUGUUAUUGAGAUUGGGAACAUUUUCGACAUGGGUAUUCAUAUAUUCAUGAAUUGGAAUUUAUUUUCUACAGACCUCGAAACAGUUAUUAGGUAAUAACCAAUUCAUAAAUCAGUAUAGAACUAAAACAAUAAAAGAAAUGAUUCCUGAUGUGUCUCAAUCCAAGUCCUCUCACUAUUUUCCUGCAGUUUAAGUUAUAGCGACAAAAAAAACGACCAUAAAGAGAGAAAUCUGCCAAACAAAGACAAAUUUACAUUCAUACACAAGCAUAAAAAUAUGCAAUAAUAGCAAAGCAAGAUUGAAAAAAGCGAAAAUUCACGCCACCCAGUGACACAUAGGAGGACGGACGUGUCGACGUUGUAAAUCCUGAUUUACUCCGACGGUGAUUUUUUUUUACACCAGCAUUGUUUUGAUUAAAAAAAAAGGACUAGCGUGAAAAAAAAUAGGGGAAUUGAUGAAGUAUCCGUUUAAGCUGACGUUAGACAAAGCAGAUCAGCCAUCCGAAAAGCGAAAAAUACUCGAUGUUGACUUUUUUUUCACACUAACUCGUUUUCUUUUUGCAUAUAAAGACGAGCCUGCAGAGCUCGCGCCCCCGCGUACUUAAUCAGACCGGAAUUACAAUUAUGAAAGGGUGUGCGCGAAUUCUCUAUAUAACAUAAGAGUAUACGAGACGCGACACAGACGUAUCCCAUACCUAUACUGCUCUGCCUCUGCAGUCUGCUUGGCUCGGCUCUAUGAUGGUAAAUGGCGUGAAAACGAUAGCGAGCUUUUCAAUUGCGGUGCUCUCUCUUUUUUUUAUUUCACCUAAAUCGCGAUACUACAAUAGCGUUUAUCGUCGUAUAUAGCGAGCUCUUGUACAAUGGCUUGGCUUAGCUGCAAUACACGUCUGUGUGCGAGUACUCAACCAUAUUCUGUGUUAGAGAUUUUUUUUUGUAAUGCUACCAGAUUAAGUACGAUUGUGGAAGGAAAUUCGAGGGUUGUGGAAAAAGGAAAGUUUAAUUUGUCGAUGCAUAUUCGCAAUUUUCAUCGACGAGAGAUGAGAAGAACGAUGAAUUUAAUCAUUUUGUGAUAUUUGAAAAAUAUACCUAUACAAUAUUGCAACUGUA